Molecule: messenger RNA, 916 nt
Organism: Sorghum bicolor (sorghum)
Lineage: Eukaryota; Viridiplantae; Streptophyta; Magnoliopsida; Poales; Poaceae
Product: 14 kDa proline-rich protein DC2.15
Exons: 1
Coding region: 138-530 (130 amino acids)
Source: RefSeq, a predicted model, not a curated record
AUUUUCUCCUAUAAAUACCCCCAUACUCCCCUCCCCUAAACCAUCCCAUCUCCCUCCUAGCUAGCACAAGCAUAGUCGUCUCUUCUUUCUGCCUCCAGUUAUUAUCCACGAGCUAGUGCGCUGCAAUCAACUUAGCCAUGGCAUCCAAGGCCGUCCUCUUCUUGGCUCUUAACCUCCUGUUCUUCACAGUGGCCAACGCCUGCGGCAGCUGCCCGACCCCGACGCCGCCACCGCCACCGCCUCCUGCUACUACCCCACCCCCUCCAUCCAGCGGCAAGUGCCCGCUGAAUGCGCUCAAGUUCGGCGUGUGCGCCAAUGUGCUCGGCCUCGUCAAAGGCGAGGUUGGCAAGGUGCCUGCUGAGCCAUGCUGCACCCUCCUCGAUGGCCUUGUAGACUUCGAGGCCGCCGUCUGCCUCUGCACCGCCAUCAAGGCCAACGUGCUCGGCAUCGUCAUCGAUGUCCCUGUCAAGCUCAGCGCCCUCGUCAACUACUGUGGCAAGUGCGUGCCCAAGGGCUACAUCUGUGCGUAAGCUCCGCGCGGUUCCACGCUCGUACGUAAUUUAGCACGCACCCUGCAUGGCACACACAUGCAUUGUGUCUGCUGAUCUCUUCUGUCGUCCAGCUCAUUUGUGCACCUUCGAGGGUUCUACAAACCUGUAGAACCAUUCCGGCCAAAUACUUUUAUCAGUUCGCAUGUACCGUCGAUCUCUUUGCUGGAUUUCCAUUUUUCUUUUGUAUUUGAUCAUUUCUUCAUAAGAGUCCGCGACAUCUUCUCGAAGAACAAGGAGUGUUGCUUCUAGUUUUUAUAUUUAUGAAUCAUGUAAUCUGUUGAGAGUCAUUUGUUGUGUAUGUAAAAUCAAGCACUUGAACGUGUAAUACUUAUUCGAUUUGUUAAUUGUGUUAGCCAUUUGGUUAA